Molecule: messenger RNA, 829 nt
Organism: Xylona heveae TC161
Lineage: Eukaryota; Fungi; Ascomycota; Xylonomycetes; Xylonales; Xylonaceae
Exons: 1
Coding region: 177-440 (87 amino acids)
Source: RefSeq, a predicted model, not a curated record
GAGGUGUAGCGAAUUAUCCCCGGAAUAAGUUACUCUAAAGUACGUAUAUGAGCUGCCACGCGCUCCUCGCAAAAAGAGGAAGCUAACAAGGCCGAGAGAUAAGAGUACAGUAUUGUAACUGAGUGGCUUAGACCGCACCCUCCGACAGACAUACUCGAUAGUAACGCAAAGAAGGCAUGACCCUGACGGCCAGUCAAUUUCAAGUAUGGUACUUUGUACUUUCAAUGCGAAGUGAGAAGUCUUUCGCCGUAAUCUUCAUCAUCCUAUUGCCCCGAUCGCAGGCUCUUUGUCCGUCUUUCGUGGCUUGCCCCUAUAUAAACCCGCAGCCACUAUUAAGCCGUUCCCGCGCCGAUACACUUUUAAAAUUGCCCAUGUGGACAGAGCAGAGCAGGACUGCAUUUCAAAGCCCAUAUGAAAACAUUGAUAUCGACUCUCCCUAAGGUCCUUUGUCCAUGUGGCCCCGGUGGUACGUCCCAUGGAAAUGUCCUCCGAUAAGUACGGGACCUGGUGAUGGUGGUACCAAAGAGUUUUGCUGAGGACGUUGCCAAAUAACCAAUGCUAACUACUUGCAGUAAGCAGCAGGGGAUUCAUGCCGAGACGUUCUCAACCAUUCCCCUGGUGGACAGGCCUAUUGCCCCAUCAAGCCGCGCCGCCCCUUUCUAUUUUUGCAUCGCUAGAUCGCGUUUAGGUACCUAUACCUGUAACGCUGGCUGCCUGCGACAUGAACAGGUUAUUUGCCACACCGGGUGAUACGUGCAAUUGGAACUUUCGCCCCUUAAAUCACUUCGAUUAUUGGUGGUUUUCCUCGUUCCCUUUUUUUUUUUUUUUU